Messenger RNA from Archocentrus centrarchus (flier cichlid), 1680 nucleotides. RefSeq names its product coronin-2B-like. Bases 10 to 1680 code for a protein of 556 amino acids. Gene Ontology annotation, molecular function: actin filament binding. The transcript is spliced from 14 exons. NCBI's taxonomy places the organism in Eukaryota, Metazoa, Chordata, Actinopteri, Cichliformes, Cichlidae. The record is from RefSeq and is a predicted model, not a curated record.
GUCCAUCAGAUGUCGUGGCGUUCAUCCUUCCGCUGCUCAAAGUUUCGCCAUGUCUUCGGAAAGCCCGCCACCAAGGAGCACAGCUAUGACGGGAUGCCAAUCACCAGUAGUGUCCACGACAACCACUACUGCUCAGCCAAUCCCUGCUUCAUUGCUGUGGUGACCGAGUGCACAGGAGGCGGGUCGUUUUUAGUCCUGCCCAUCCAUAAUACAGGCAGGGUGGACCCUCAGCACCCAAGGGUGUGUGGUCACAGUGGCAGUGUCCUGGACGUCAAGUGGAACCCAUUUGAUGAUUACUGCAUUGCCUCAUGCUCGGAGGACUGCACUGUGAAGAUCUGGGAAAUCCCACUCUAUGGCGUCCAAAAGAACCUCACCAAGGCCAAGAAAACUCUGAUUAGUCACUCCAGAAGAGUGGGGCUUAUUGAGUGGCAUCCAACUGCUGAGAACCUCCUGCUAAGUGCUGCCUAUGACUACAAGGUCCUCCUCUGGGAUGUGUCCCAGCCCGGUGCAGUAAUCAGGUAUCCGGUUCGGGUGGUGCUGAUGCCAGUCCACCACCGCUACCCGUCUGAGACACUGCUGCUUUCAGUCAGCUUCAACAGUGAUGGCAGCAGGCUGGCGGUUACUUCCAAAGACAGACAUGUUCGAGUCCUGGACCCUCGGUCAGGAAAGAUUUUACAGGUGUCUAGCAGUAAGUCCCACAAGGCCAACAAAGUUUUGUACAUCAGGGGGUUGAAAAUGCUUCUAUCUACUGGCAGCUCACCUUGGAACCACAGGCAGAUUGUUCUCUGGGAUCCUGAUGACUUAUCUGAACCUUUGUACGAAGAAGAUCUGGAUGGGUCUGCUGGAGUCCUCUUCCCGUUCUACGAUCCAGACACACACAUGCUCUACUUGGCUGGAAAGGGUGACGGAAACAUCCGGUACUACGAGCUGAGCACUGAGAAACCUUACAUCAGCUACCUGACCGAGUACAGGUCCCUGCUGCCACAGAAAGGACUCGGGGUCAUGCCGAAGCGCGGCCUAGAUGUGAGCGCCUGUGAGGUUUUCCGGUUUUAUCGCCUCAUCGCUAUCAAAGACCUGGUGGAACCGCUGUCCAUGAUCGUACCACGAAAAGAGUCAGGAAUUUUCCAAGAGGACCUCUACCCAAUGACAGCUGGAAACCAGGCAGCCAUGACGGCUCAGGAGUGGCUGUCGGGGGUCAACAGAGGCCCAAUACUGAUGUCCCUGAAGCCCGAGACUCGAGUAGCCAACCCUUACCCAGAAACCCCAGCUGGGAAGGGGCUGGUGAGGCAGCUGAGCUCGCUCAGGUUCCAGAGGAGCGCAACUGUUAGCACGGUGACGGGGAUAAACCAGGACUUUAUAGAGGAGGCCUUCCUGGAGGAGCAGCUGUCCUAUCAGGACGCCAAGUACCCCAAAGAUCUGAGCGAUCUGUCUGGGUGGCAGCCAGAUGAGACCCAGGUCCCCCUGUGGACAUAUUGCUGCACCCCGCACUGCUGCGAACCUACAGAGAGACCGCCACCGAUGUCCGAGAGCGAGCUCCUGCAGGCGUUUUACAAGCAGCAGGAUGAGAUCAGAGGUCUAAGGCAGGAGCUCCAUCAGAAAGAUAUUAAAAUUGCUCAGCUCGAGGUGGAGAUCAAAAACACCAGAAACAUUUCCCCAAACAACCAUACAAAAAAAAAUUAA